AAAAAAAAAAAAAAAAGUUAGCUUGGAUUUAAGUUUCAACGUCGAAGAAUUUCCUUUCUUUAUUCUUUUGAUCGCUAGUUUUGUUGGUCCUCUCACUCUCUUUCUGCAAAACACACACAACUUUGCUGUCAAUCAAACCUUAAACCUAUGAUUAUAGCAGGAGGUACUAUUCUUCUCAGACUCAGCACCGCAACAAGGAAGGAAUAAACACACACGUUGACAAUUGAGGUUUUCUACCCAUUUUCCCAGGUCGAUUUUCACACGUGGGAAUUCAACUCUCUCAAGGUUACAUUUUUUUCAUGUCUUUUUUUCUUAAUCAUUAUUCUACUUCUUUCUGCAUGCUUUGCAUUUUUCAUCACUUUUAAUUAACUGAUUAUUAAUAUAAUAUUAUCUUAUUCUCUUAAUUACCAAGUUUCAUUUUUUAUUUUUGGGGUUUUUCACUUAGUUUUCAUUACAAUCCCCAUUGUUAUUGCUUAUGUUAUUGAUUCAAGUUAGUUUAAUUAUUUUCGAUCACUGAAAUAUUGUUAGUUUGUAUUUUGUUUAAUCACUGUUGAAAGUUUUGUUUUUUUGAUGAAUCGUGAUUGUAAUUAGUGUUAGUUGUGAUUGUGAAUGUCUAGUGUCUUUUGUGUGUGAUUGGAUUUUCAGAAUGUUCUCUUUAUUAGGUGAGAGGUUUUUCUGUGUGAAGAUUCUCAUCAAUUUUGUUUUUUUCUCAUAUUUUAGCAAAAAAAUAGAAAAUUUAUUUAUAGGAAAUAUGUAUGACUAUGAAUUAUUACAUUUUCUGUAGUUAUGUAUAAAUAUGUAGUAUGAAUUUUGUAAUAUGAUUUAGAAAUGAUUCAAUUUAACAUACAAGAUUUUGUUUUAGUUUUGUUUAUGAAUUUGAAUUGGUUACUAAUUCACUUUAUGUGUGAAUGAAUGGUAAAUGAAUUCUCGAGCUUAAUGCUUUUAGUUAUAGAAUGAAUUGGUCUGGGAUUUGGGCCCUCAACCCUCAAACAAGUGAUUCCCGACUCUUGCGUAUGAAAAAAAAUCAGUUGGGAAGGGAGAACCCACCUUGUGUUCCCCACAAGUUCCCGCCGAAGAUUAGUCACUGUUAAGUGGUGGUGGAAAUAUUACGCAAUGAGGGGCGAGAAUAAUGAAUGAUGAAUUGCUGCUUUACAAUUGACAAAAAAAUUUAUACUAUGCUUUCUUCAACUAACUGUUCACUAUUAGCAGAUGAAUCCUAUUUGUUUUGUUGACAACAAAGAAGACAAUGAAGUGAAAUCGGCUGAAGGAUUACUUACUUCAGAUGUUUCUGGCAUGGAAGAAGAUGAUGAAUUUGGAGAACCAGAAGUGGUACCUCGUGUUGGAGAUGAGUACCAGGCAGAACUUCCGCCAUUUACUGCAGCACCUUAUUUUUCUCAGCUUGCAAAAAUGAAAGGAGAUUCAGAAAUUGCUGUCAAUAUGCCAGACUCUUCUGUAGUAGGACUACCCCUUCCUCUUAUGUGGACACAUUCUGAAUUCGAUAGGAGUUGGGGUGGUGAGACUUUAAAAUCUGUCACAAGUCAAAAGGGGCGUGGUAUUUGUGAAGGAAAAAAUGUAGGAGGGUUUCCAAAUUUUAAAUCCUCUUACAGAAAUGUUGGGACAGACAUUAACUCGUGCUCAGAACUGAGAACCGAACUAGAUCAGCCAAGACACAAGUAUCUUCUUCCUGAAUUGUUGGGUUGUCAGUCUUGGACAGAUAUUGAAUAUAACAGUUUUCUUCUUGGCCUCUAUGCAUUUGGGAAGAACCUUAAUUUUUUGAAGAGAUUUGUUGGGACUAAAAGUAUGGGAGACAUAUUGUUUUUCUAUUACGGUAAAUUUUUUAGGUCUAAAGGAUAUUCCCGGUGGUCAAAAUGUCGGAAGUCGAAAACCAGGCGAUGUAUAUUUGGACAGAAAAUAUUCACUGGUUGGAGACAACAAGAAUUGCUAUCAAGAUUAUUUCCCCACGUGGCACAGGACCGUAAAACUACUUUGGUUGAGAUUUCGAGGAGUUUUGGGGAGGGAAAGAUGCCAUUUGAAGAUUACGUAUUUGCUCUAAAGGAUGCUGUUGGCAUUGAAUUCCUUAUAGCUGCAGUAGCUAUUGGCCAAGGGAAGCAUGAUCUCACAGGCACUGCUCUUGAGCCACCAAAGACGAAUCACGUAUUUUCUGUUCGCCACGAAAUACCAGCCGGCAAAGCUUGCUCCUCUCUUACACCUGCAGAUAUAAUCAAAAUUCUAACAGGAGAUUUUAGAUUAAGUAAAGCUCGAUCCAGUGAUCUUUUCUGGGAAGCUGUUUGGCCUCGUCUUUUAGCAAACGGUUGGCGUUCUGAAGAGCCAAAGGAUAAUUAUGUUUCUGGGACAAAACAAACUUUGGUUUUUCUUGUACCCGGUGUUAAGAAGUUUUCAAGAAGGAAACUGGAAAAAGGUAAGCAAUACUUUGAUUCUAUAAGUGAUGUACUGAAUAAAGUGUCAUCUAACCCUAAGCUUCUUGAGACUGAAAUUCAAGCAACUGAGGGUAUUGUAGAUAAGGAAAACAUGCAAAACAAACAAAACCAAGACAGUGUGUCAAAUACACAUCAAUGUCCUUCGUUUCAAUCUCAUAAUUCAAAGUGCAAACCGGAUCCCGUGAAAUUUACAAUUGUAGACACCAGCAUGGUUCAUGAAACUAAUAGACGUAAAGUGAGACAGACGAAAGGCUUACCUUUUCAACCUGAAAAUAUAUCUACCAUCUCAAGCUGCAGUUCUAGUGAAUCUGAGACAGCUACAUCUGAAGACUCGGAAUAUCAAAUUGAGGAAGCUAAUGCUUCAAGUCCUACUGAAGUUCAGGUUGAACAAGCUAAUUCUUUACACCAUGCUGAAGAUCAGGUUGGACAUGCUAAUUCUUUACACCAUACUGAAGAUCAGAUUGGACACGCUAAUUCUUCAUACCGUGCUAAAGUUCAGGUUGGACACGCUAAUUCUUCAUAUCGUGUUGAAGAUCAGGUUGGGCACGCUAAUUCUUCAGACCAUGUUGAAGAUCAGGUUGCGCGUGCUAAUUCUUCAGACCGUGUUGAAGAUCAGGUUUCGCAUGCUAAUUCUUCACACCGUGUUGAAGAUCAGGUUGGGCGUGCUAAUUCUUCACACCUUGUUGAAGAUCAGGUUGAGCAUGCUAAUUCUUCAGACCGUGUUAAUUCUUCAUACCUUGUUGAAGAUCAGGUUGAGCUUGCUAAUUCUUCGGACCGUGUUGAAGAUCAGGUUGUGCGUGCUAAUUCUUCAGUCUGUGUUGAAGAUCAGGUUUCGCAUGCUAAUUCUUCACACCGUGUUGAAGAUCAGGUUGGGCGUGCUAAUUCUUCACACCGCGUUGAAGAUCAGGUUGAGCAUGCUAAUUCUUCAGACCGCGUUGAAGAUCAGGUUGUGCGUGCUAAUUCUUCAGUCUGUGUUGAAGAUCAGGUUGCGCAUGCUAAUUCUUCAGACCGUGUUGAAGACCAGGUUGAGCAAGCUAAUUCUACAGACCAUGUUGAUCAUCAGGUUGAGCAUGCUAAUUCUUCAUACCGUGUUGAGGAUCAGGUUGAACCUGCUAAUUCAUCAUACAGUGUUGUAGAUCGGGUUGAGCAAGCUAAUGCUUUAAGUCCUAUUGAAGAUCAGGCUGAACGUACCAAUUCUUCAUUCCAUGUUGAGCAUGCUAAUUCUGACAACCAUGUUGAAGAAAUCUCAGAUAAGGGGAUGCACAUAAACUCAUCAGGUCAUGCUCAUAAUCCUGAGACCCUCAACACCACGGAAGUAGAAAAUUAUAAAUGCCACUCUGAUCUGCCUGAUGAUGAGCAUUCAAGGGAGCUGAAUGAGCAGCCAGUGAUUCAAAAGAUGACAUCUGAUGAUUGCACAAAACCUUUUCCCUGCGCCACAAAAAUGCAGGAGUUAAGAGCUUGUAGCCACGGAGAGUUUAGCCUUAGUGCUGAAAAUACUUCUAUGGACAGAAAAUUUGAUUUAAAUGAGCCAUUUUCACUGUCAAAUCCACAUGAAGCAUCGGAGGGCAUGGAUUUUUCUGUAGGUUUAGACACUUUGUCUUUCCCAAAUUAUCCGGCUAAAGGCAGUCCAAAUAUGAGCCAUGAAGGCAGUGUCACUGAAACCAGGAUGUUGAUCGACUUGAAUUCUGAAACCAGGAUGUUGAUCGACUUGAACUCUGAAACCAGGAUGUUGAUCGACUUGAAUUUUCCUCAAGUUCCACCUGACUUAUCACUUGAAAUGGAAAUACCAUCCUCUAAGGCAAUACAGCUAAACGAUGACCAAUGGGCGCAUACAUUGUCAUCUUCAUCCGAGACAACCCAGCUCAACAUGAAACCAGAGAUUCCUGAUUUAAAUUGCACGAAACCAGAGAUUCCUGAUUUAAAUAAGGAGCACCAACCAAGCAUUGUUAACCGCCGUCAAAGUACAAGGAACCGGCCAUUAACAACAAAGGCACUGGAAGCUCUUGAGUAUGGAUUUCUCAACUCAAAGAGGAAGAGGAAGAACACAGAAUCUUCAGACAAUAAUUCAAAGUCCCAAUGUUUACGUCCAAGUAACGAGACAAUUAUCGAUGUUACUUGUGAUAAUAGCAUUGGGAACUCUAUCGCAGACACAAGUGCAAAGGAGGAAAAUGUUAUAAGGGAAUAUAGUUUCAUUGUUUAGAAAGUAUCAAUAAAAAAAUGCCAUACAUGAAGUCCAAAGCCAUUAGUUUACAUUCACUUACUCUCUUUUUUCUUCAGUAUUUGACUGAUAGAAUAAUAAAUAGCAUAAUAUUUGAUUCAUAUGAUUAUUUGAUUAAUGAUUCAUA
Messenger RNA from Trifolium pratense (red clover), 4783 nucleotides. RefSeq lists its product as uncharacterized. The record is from RefSeq and is a predicted model, not a curated record. Gene Ontology annotation, cellular component: nucleus. Lineage: Eukaryota; Viridiplantae; Streptophyta; Magnoliopsida; Fabales; Fabaceae. Bases 1210 to 4638 code for a protein of 1142 amino acids. The transcript is spliced from 3 exons. Gene Ontology annotation, molecular function: transcription corepressor activity.